AUGAGAGAGCCAAAGGCAGACCUCCCAAAGGAAGUUGUAAAAGUCGUAAUCGGUAAUAUCGAUGGAGAUCACGAUAGUCUGCCAUCCGAAAGCUGUACAGAACUUACUAGACUGCUGCAUCGAGCUUCCAAGAAGGUAGAAAUGAUUUCGAUAUGCAAUGUUGAAGAUUCGUCACCAGAAUAUUUGACCUUGUUACUUCCCGUUUGCAACAAUACAAAGCUGGCAAACUUCGAGCAUUGCCUCUAUGGCGAUCAAAAUUUUGGCUGCUUGUCGGCAAGUCUUCUGCAGCAGGAUGGGUUGAAAGGGCUGGACAUCUGCUUCAACGAGGAUCUCAGAAACGAGCGGACGGCUUCGCUCCGCAAUGCGAGACUACUCCUCAAAGUAGUUGCAGCAUCUCCUCUCUUGAAAGCUUUAAGCUAUGGAUAUAUUUUGGCGAUAACAACGAUGAAAUUGGACGAAUUCUUCUGCAGUCACUCCGAGGAAGCAGUUCACAUUUAA
Cylindrotheca closterium is the source of this 498-nucleotide messenger RNA. Lineage: Eukaryota; Bacillariophyta; Bacillariophyceae; Bacillariales; Bacillariaceae. The record is from the annotation of a GenBank genome assembly.